AUGUCAAGAAUAUUGAUAUGCUACUGGAUUCGUCUGAGGUUGGUUAUUGUUGGAUUUAUGCUACUAUUGUGGCUGUUGAGAAUAAUCGGAAUUGGUGUUACCUAUCAUGUUUACGGUUCAAUUGAGGGUAAUGAUGGAACGUGUAGUGCAUCUUUUCUGAUGUGGGAUCGUAAAUGCAUACAACUGAUAGGGAAGACUGCUUCUACUCUAAAUGAGGUUAUGGUUCAGAGUUCGGAAGAUUUGUCUUACCCAAACGAUAUCGAAGCAUUGGUCGACAGGAAGAUACUAUUUAAAGUUCAAGUUAAGCAACAAAACAUCGAGCAGCGCAGUGAUAUAUUUACUGUGAUGAGGUUAACUGCUGAUGAUUCUUUAAUAUCGAAGUAUGUUAUAUUUCCGAAUGUAGAAAGCCAGGGUUCUGAUAUGUUUUUGAAGUCCGAUAAGAAUGGGAACGAAGAGGAACUAAAUGUAUUACACUUGUGA
Molecule: messenger RNA, 480 nt
Organism: Fraxinus pennsylvanica
Lineage: Eukaryota; Viridiplantae; Streptophyta; Magnoliopsida; Lamiales; Oleaceae
Source: the annotation of a GenBank genome assembly